Molecule: messenger RNA, 2275 nt
Organism: Etheostoma cragini (Arkansas darter)
Lineage: Eukaryota; Metazoa; Chordata; Actinopteri; Perciformes; Percidae
Product: laminin subunit alpha-1-like
Exons: 14
Coding region: 140-2275 (711 amino acids)
Biological process (GO): cell adhesion
Source: RefSeq, a predicted model, not a curated record
CAGCUCUCUGUCGACGGUGUGUAACGCGUCUCAGAACGGCAGCCGAUUGGUUCAGCUGGACAGUGACAUCACAGAACGAGUGGAUUCAGCGCAGCAGUUCGCCGCCAUCGCCCAAUCAGACGCCUCGCUGGCUGCCAACAUGAGCGUCCGAUCAGAGCUGCUGCUGUCAGAAGUAGGCGGAGCCAGACUGAAUGCCAGCGUCGCCGUCUUAGCAGGAAGUCGGCGGGUCAACGAAUCCGCUGCAGAGCUGCAGCUGAAUGUCUCCAUGGCAACCAGCCGAUUGGGAUUGGUCAGAGACAGCAUGCGUAGCUCUAGCCUACUCCUUCGUCAGCCAAUCGUAGAGCUGCAGAGCCUGUCCAAUGCAUCCUCCCCCCUCCUCCAUGCUGCGAUGCUCCAGGCCGCUGCAGCCUCCUCCGGCCUCCAGCAGGCGCUGCAGCGGCUGCACCGCCUCCACCUGCAGCUGCAGCACUCUUCUUCUGUGGUGGACAACACCAACAACACCGUGAGGGAGACCAACCAGCUGGUGACACACACACACACUGCAGCCAAUGAUGCGCAGCGUAAGCUGGAGGAGGCGGAGCAUCGUACGGAGCGUCUGAUGGAGCGGAUCAAGCCGCUGAGCAUGCUGGGAGAAUCUCUGAGCAGGAACCUGUCUGACAUCAGAGAGCUGAUCGAGCAGGCCCGACGCCAAGCCGCCUCGAUUAAGGUGGCGGUGCAGGCCGACAGAGACUGCAUUCGCUCCUACCGGCCUCAGAUCCUCUCCAGCAACUUCAACACCCUGAGUCUGGUCGUCAAGACAACCAGCCCCGAAAACCUGCUCUUCUUCUUGGGCAGCAACACCACGGUGGACUUCCUGGCUGUAGAGAUGCAUGCUGGGAAGGUGUCUUUGGUGUGGGACGUGGGCUCAGGCAGCAGCAGGCUGGACUUUCCUGGACUGGACAUCAGCAACAACAAGUGGACCAGAAUCAAUGCCACGCGGUUCGGGGCCCACGUCUUUCUGUCGGUCCAUCAGCUGGAGGCGGAGGUGGCGCCGUUGCCCGCGGUGACGGCGACGUCACCGGGCCCGGCCCGAGUUUUAGACAUCGACAGGAACUCUGUGAUCCACGUCGGAGGACUCGGAGCGGAGACCCGGCGGGCGGCAGCGCUGCGGGCCGACAGCUUCCACGGCUGUCUGGGGGAAGCCUCGCUCAACGAGAAGAACAUCGGACUCUGGAACUACGAGCACCGGAGCGGAGCGUGUGGAGGCUGCUUCAGCAGUCCCCAGGCAGAGGAGACGGCCUUCCACUUUGAUGGAUCUGGCUUCUCAUUGGUUCAGAAGUCUCUGCGAGCGACCUCCACCUCCAUCGUGCUGCUGUUCAAAACUCUGUCGCCGGGCGGAUUACUGCUCUACCUGGCCUCCAACAACACUAGGGACUUCCUGUCCAUGGAGCUGGUGGAGGGGCGUGUGCGCCUGACCUUUGACCUGGGCUCCGGGGCUCUAAUCUUGACCUCCAGCAGGAAGUACAACACGGGGGUGUGGUACAAGGUCACUCUGCAGAGGAGCAAGCGCAAAGGUUACCUGUCCAUCAUGCCUUCUGACCAAUCAUCAGAGAAGGAGGUGUUGGAGGCGGAGUCUCCCGGCUCGGCCUCGGACCUGAACCGCUCCGACUUGGACCCCAUCUACAUCGGGGGGCUUCCUGCCUCCCGCCCAAUCAGGCGACAGGUGGUCUCUAGGUCCUACGUGGGGUGCAUAAAGAACGUGGAGAUCGCCCGGUCCAACUUCGACCUGCUGAGGGACGCGUACGGCGUCCGCAAGGGCUGCGUCCUCGAGGCGGUUCGCAGUGUCUCCCUAUUGGCCGGCGGCUUUGUUCAGAUCGCUGCGCCGUCACUCGGUCAGGAGGCGGAGCUUCUGUUCUCUUUCUCCUCCCUCAACCAAUCAGGAGUCCUGCUGGCGGCCUUCAGCGAGGAGCGGACAAAGAGACAGGUGAGACAGAGACAGACAAGUGACUCCUUCCUGUCUAUGAGUGACUCCUUCCUGUCUAACAGUGACUCCUUCCUGUAUAAGAGUGACUCCUUCCUGUCUAACAGUGACUCCUUCCUGUCUAACAGUGACUCCUUCCUGUCUAUGAGUGACUCCUUCCUGUCUAACAAUGACUCCUUCCUGUCUAACAGUGACUCCUUCCUGUCUAACAGUGACUCCUUCCUGUCUAAGAGUGACUCCUUCCUGUCUAACAGUGACUCCUUCCUGUCUAAGCGUGACUCCUUCCUGUCUAACAGUGACUCCUUCCUGUCUUAG